Messenger RNA from Carcharodon carcharias (great white shark), 4876 nucleotides. RefSeq names its product signal transducing adapter molecule 1-like. Gene Ontology annotation, molecular function: phosphatidylinositol binding; ubiquitin binding. Gene Ontology annotation, cellular component: ESCRT-0 complex. The transcript has 14 exons. The coding region runs from base 119 to 1873 and encodes 584 amino acids. Gene Ontology annotation, biological process: protein transport to vacuole involved in ubiquitin-dependent protein catabolic process via the multivesicular body sorting pathway. Lineage: Eukaryota; Metazoa; Chordata; Chondrichthyes; Lamniformes; Lamnidae. The record is from RefSeq and is a predicted model, not a curated record.
CCAGACUUUAGAGCCAGAAGGAAGAGAACGUGGCCCGGUAGCUCGUGCCAGCCACAGAACGCGGCCCGGAGGGCGCGUCGCUGGAGUAAAGCUGCCAUUGAACUCACUCCCGUCUCGGAUGUGGGGCGAGUUCCGGCAGCAAAGUGAGUCAGGGGGUGGGUGUGAGACAUCGGUGCGCUCAGACGGACAGGAAAGCCACAGCCACUGCCACUGCCGCGGGCGAGUCGGACAGCAAGAAGGCACGCACACACACACAUCCAUACAGAAACACGCUUCGGAGAUGCCGCUCUUUGCCGCCAAUCCAUUCGAUCAAGAUGUUGAGAAAGCAACCAGUGAGAUGAACACCGCAGAGGACUGGGGCCUCAUACUAGAUAUCUGUGACAAAGUGGGACAGUCUCGUACUGGGCCAAAAGACUGCUUGAGAUCUAUUAUGAAAAGAGUGAAUCACAAGGACCCUCAUGUUGCCAUGCAGGCACUAACUCUGCUAGGAGCAUGUGUAUCAAACUGUGGCAAAAUCUUUCACCUUGAAGUUUGCUCAAGAGACUUUGCAAGUGAAGUAAGCAAUGUCUUAAAUAAGGGUCACCCAAAAGUCUGUGAAAAACUCAAAGCCCUCAUGGUUGAAUGGGCAGAGGAAUUUAAGAAUGACCCUCAGCUUAGUCUCAUAUCUGCUAUGAUAAAAAACCUGAAGGAACAAGGAGUUACAUUCCCUGCUGCAGGUUCUCAGGCUGCAGAACAGGCAAAGGCGAGCCCUGCCUUGGUGGCGAAGGACCCAAAUGUAACAGCAAUCAAGAAAGAAGAGGAGGACUUAGCAAAAGCCAUUGAAUUGUCAUUGAAAGAGCAACGACAGCAGCAGACCGCGGUUUCUAAUCUGUAUCCAAGCACUCCGAGCCUUAUGACCAGCAAACCUGACGGACGGAAGGUGCGAGCCAUCUAUGACUUUGAAGCUGCAGAAGAUAAUGAGCUUACCUUUAAAGCUGGAGAGAUCAUUACUGUACUAGAUGACAGUGAUCCAAAUUGGUGGAAAGGUGAAACUUAUCAAGGGAUUGGACUGUUUCCAUCAAAUUUCGUGACAGCAGACCUAACAGCAGAACCAGAGCUAUUGAAAAUUGAGAAGAAAACUGUACAAUUUAGCGAUGAGGUUCAAGUUGAGACAUUGGAACCAGAACCUGAACCUGUUUAUGUUGAUGAAGAAAAGAUGGAUCAACUAUUACAGAUGUUGCAGAGUGCUAACCCCACAGAUGGUCAACCAGACUUACCAGAACUACUUCAUCUAGAAGGUAUCUGUCACCAAAUGGGACCACUCAUAGAUCAGAAGUUAGAAGAAAUUGACAGAAAACACUCUGAACUGUCAGAUCUAAAUGUGAAAGUGAUGGAGGCUCUAUCCUUAUAUGCUAAGUUGAUGAAUGAGGAUCCGAUGUAUUCCAUGUAUGCUAAAAUCCACAGUCAGCAGUAUUACAUGCAACCAUCGUCUGUAGCAGUUUCUCAGGUAUAUUCAGGACAGCCCCCCAGUGGAGCCUACGUAAUAGCUGGUACACCUCAGAUGGCUUCAGUCCAGGGUUACAGUAUUCCAUCGGAUCAGAUUCCAUCACUCAGCCAAGCUGGUCUACCACCAUCAGCAAGCUCAGCACUGUCCAGCCAGCAAGCCCCAACAUCUUAUGCUAAUGCUAUGGACAGUUCUGUACCUGCAAGUGCAUACCUAAAUCAAGCAUCUGUCUGUAAUCAACCUGCCCCAUCAAAUGUUGAAAUCCCUAGUUAUCAGAGUACAGGCCUAAAUGGACAGCAGAUGCCAAACUACAGUGUUGCCUCUACAACCCACGGCCAACAGUCCAGCAGUCAACAGCAAUCCCCUUACUCACAGAAAGCACUUCUAUAGGAAAUGUAAUCUCUUUCAUCCGUCUUACCCUUGACAUCGGCUAGGAACAAAUAGGCAGUAGUGCAAUUUACUGGAAUAAAAAUGUCACUGAUUUGCGCAGACUGCACUGAACUUUUUUUUAAACAGAACCACCUUUUGAGAAAGGAGUACAAAUGGUUGCCUACCCCUGAAUAAGUGUUAUGUUCUCACAGUGACUACAGCUAUUUACGCUGAACAUAAUCUCCUAUUUUUUGGGAAAAAGUGGGACUGAUCACUCGUUCUGUGUACAUACAUUGAUUUACUGCAUUAGUGCUAAAUUUGAUAGCUAUAAGUAAGGAUGUGAACGUAAACUGUUGCAGGUGGUAUAUAAAUUAAUUCAUGGUUGUUUUAAAACUAGAUUAUCAAAUUUUUGUAGUAAUUUUAAGUUAUAUGUAUUAUAUAUAAAAUAGAUAAAGUUGCAUCGUCCCUAAGAUGUGAAGAAUGAAAUCUAAGUAGCCUCAUUUUGCACUCUGUGAAAAAUGACCUCCCAGAUGCCUGCAGUGAUCUAUCUUCUUAGGACCAGAACAACUACUCAAGUAAAUAAACUGUUACAGCACUUAUGCAUUUAUUUUGCUGCCUUUUCACCUCCAGUGAGUCUGCUUUAGCGUUGAAAAUAAGAACUAAUAGCAGUAUUAUAAAAUAACUUUAUAUGCAGUGUACAUUUUUUAAGAAGCAAAAGUUGAGGUUUACUUUUCGGACAGAGACUUAUUUAUGGACCACUUUGCAACUAUAUGCAGUUUCAUGUUCAGCAAUACUAUUCUGAUAUCCUCAUUCCGUUGUUUGCUCAGGGUUCAGGCAGCAAAUUACUGUUGUGAUGAGAAAACAUUUUUUUUCCCUAAAAGGAAGAAACAGUUCUAGUCCAAGGUAAAAUUAAUGUGACAAAGUUUAAAAAUAAGAACUGGAAUCCAACCUUUGGGUUGUGAACCUCCUGUCAAACCUUUUCUUAAUGUAUAUAUUUCUAUUACUGUGGUGGUGCAUGGAGUUUUACAUGUGGCUCGGAGUACUAUAGCCUAACCACCAAAGACACAGCUUUGAAACAAAAGCUGCUGUUGAUCCCUGGUCAUAACUGGCGUAAGCUACAUGGAAUUUUAAGUGUUCAUUGAGAUUGGGAGGCCUGAUGGCUCCUGUAAUGAUGGUUGAAAAAGUUGCAAGUAUAAUUUAGCUGUCAACAUUUGAGUCCUGUCUUUUUCUUGACCAAACUGAUGAAAAUUGUUAAAUUAAAGGAGUUGGGGGUACUUUGGUUAUGGUCCCCACACAAGGCUCAAGUGGGGGUCAAGCCCAUACUAAGUGCAGAACAGCUGCGAGUUUCCUUGAGUCAGGCAACUAGUAACAGAAGGUAGGCUUACAGUCCAAUUAAGGACAGCAGGUGAGCUCUCCAUUAGCAGGCCCUCCACUUUGGAAGUAGUAGCAGGAUGCCAUGGCUGGUCAGCGAGGGAGCAAGCACCCCAAUAUGAAGGUGCUCUCUCCCCAAUUUCAUCAAACUUAAAAUACAAAAAGAUCUUUGCAGCCAGCCACCAUUGAGAGAGUGGGACCCUUUCACAGGGCAGCCUGCGGUUGCUGCCGAACCCAGGCAAACAAGGAGAGUCUCAAAGCUCACCGCCAAGAAGCUGCCUACCAGGCAACUGCACUGUUGUCCACUGUCUGUAGGGAAAUGGAGACCGACUGGAAAAUCCCAGUAGGCCUUCGACAACAGGCCUUUAUAGGCCCUUAAGCAGGUCAGUUGGUUACAUAUCAUUUGUGGGCAGAUAGCCCUGCGGUGCCACCGCCCCCUCCCCUCCCCCCAUCCCGCCUUUGGGAAAAUGUCUCAGCGUGGAGGGGACAGAGCCAGGGAACAGUGUGCUGCCCUGCCACACAAAAUUUCGUGAUUACCCACCUCUGCUCCCAUCCCCUUGGGGAUGGGGAAAUUGAGUAUAAUUCUCAUUUUCAGGACCUCACUGAGGGGGAUUAUAUUUAUCUAUUUUCAGUGCAUUUGUGGACUUGCUGGGUAAUGUGGAGCACGACAUUCAGACUAAUAUACGUUGGUUCAGUGAGAUCAAUUUGUUUGGAGACGUUUUUUAAAAGGUAGUAGCUUGUCAUAAUCAUUGGCUCUAGUGUUUCUAUCCUCUAAAGACACUACCUUCAUGAAAAAGACCUUUGUUUCAGAAAGGACAAAAGCAGUGCAUUUAUGCAAGUAUAUUGCAGCCAAAUGACCAGUAAUUUCAUUUCCAACAUCAUUAGUCAUUCUGUUUGCAAGUAAAUUUGGAAAGGGUUGUUGUGCAAGCUUUCAAGAAGAUGGUGCUCCUUUAAUUUAGCAUCUAGAACUGGAGGUGCGAAAUUUGUAAAUCUUUAUUGUAUUUAAGCUUUUUAAAUGUCUUGAAGUAACUAUUUUGUUCAUUUGAACAUUAGAAAAUCAAUCACAUUGCUCAAUGCAAUACCAUACAAUGUCAAAUGUAAUUUAGUUGGAAAUGUAUGUUGGUUAAUAUGCAGGUUAAUAGAUGUGAACAUCAUUGUUUUUGGUUUAAAUUAAAUUCACAAAAACUAUACACUAAUGGUCCACAAUUUUAUGAAUUGAGCUAAAUGUUUACUAAACACUAAUUGUAGAACAUUAUAACACUAACUAAAUUGGGCUCGGUUUCCCAUUUACACAAAUCAUUUUGGAGGGGCCUUUUAAGAUAAUGAGGAUAAGACCUGUGUAUAAAAUGUUAAAAGUAUUGCGCUGAAGAAUGCUGAAGUAUGUUUCAACAAAACUUUAAACCAGGAAAAAGCUGUAAAAUGACUUGAGGGUCUGUUUGUAUUAACUUUGACUUGUUAGCUUUCAAAUAACUUGUAACAGAAUGGCUAAAUUCAAUGCAAAAAUUCUAAGACCAUGUUUUUAGAUUUAUUAUUCUGCUGCAUGUCGUGGGUUUAAAAAAGAGAAAGAAAAUACUGGUAAUCUUUAUUGGGAGAUAAUUUCACAGUUGACCUGUGAUCAACUAAGAAUGGUUUAAAUAAAUAGUGCAUCACAAA